AUGGCGCUCCUCUUCUGUCAUCUUUCCAACUUUUCUCUGCUUCUUCUUCUUCAUCAUGGGGACCCUAAAAUUCUCAACGGUUCAAUCUCAACGUCUCCCAAAUCCUUCCCCCUUCACUCUCCUCCUUUCCCCACAAACCCUUUUCCUCUUUCCCUUUAUAAACCUUCUCUUCUGUUUUCAUUCCGUUUUUGUUCCUUCCAUUUUAAGCCAAGUUGUGCCCUAUUUUUGGAGGGAAAAAUUAGCUCCCUAUAUUUAGCAUUGAAACUGGAAACGGGGUCCGAGUUUUAGUUGUGGUUGAGAAUUUGUGGCGAAAAACUGAUCGGUUCUUGAUCAUAGGAAAAGCAGGUUAGUUUUAGUGAAUGUGUUUUUCCUUUCUGAGAUUGAGUUUGUUUUCAAUCUCUACCCACCACCACACCGGGCUUGUUUUCUGCAACAUGGCUUGGCUGUUUCCAUUUUGAUAUUUAAUUAUUGGUUUCUUUGCACAGAAGUGUUUUCAAUUUCAAUUCAAUGGUCUCUUCCCAGGUUGAAUUCGCUUCGUCUUCGCCGUUUUAUUGUGUUUUGAGAGACUUUAACAGCAGGGUAGAUAGAUGCAGAGAAAGCAAUGCCACUGCCGCCGCGUUUCAGAAGAAUCUAAAAGAGCUUGUCCGGGGUCAAUUUCAGAAUCAUAUUAGCGUCCCUGUAGAUGAGAAUUUGAAGAAUCCAGUGAGUAAAAUCGAUUCCUGUGGAGCUGAAGAACAAGGGAAUGAUAAUCAGAAUCAACACCAUCAUCGAAAUUUACAGUUUCCGAGUAGUAAUCAUAGCAAGAGUAACAAGAUUAAGAGGAGUGAUGGCGAUUCUAACGUAAAUUCUUCCUCGAAACAGUCUCGGAUUCGUGAUAAGUGGGCUACGAUACAGGCUCGAGUUAUGCAGUCAAAAUUGGAGAAACAGAGCCGAGAGGCAGAGCUUUUGGGUUCUUCGUCAGGAACGCCAUCAAUGUAUAAUGGAGAAAGUUCAGAAAAUACUGGAGAUUCUUGUCAGCUACAAAAGUCUCCAAGUGUUGGGAAAUCUGGCGCUUCUUCUCUUGUUCAGAUGUGGGAGGCGAGACUUAAUCAAUCCAACAGUGUGAAAUUGAACCAGAGCUCAGAAUCAAACUUGAGCAGGACACCUUCAGGUCAAAACAUCACUGAAGUUAGUGAAAAUCCUGAAAAUGUUGAAAAUAAAACUGAGAAUGCGUCAUCUGGUGUUGGUGAACCAAUACAACAAUCCGAAACCAGGGAUACUUCAACUGAUUCAGGGCAGCAGUCUGAUAAAACAGCCGCCAAUGAACUGCCUGCCGGAGUUGUUUCGGAUGCUGGAGAGAGGGAAAGGCUUCGAGUCGUCGAUAUUAUAAAGAAAUUAACAAGUGGUACUGAUGAAAAUGAUGGUGAAACGGUUGCGAAUGCAAGCGAAUCAUCAUUGAAAGAGCGAAAAAGCAUUUCUAUGCCAGAUCAAGCAGAGCAAAAAGAGAAAAAAGUCCUUUCAGUGUCUGUGAGCAUGCCAAAAAUUAGAGGGCGACAAGCUUUUAAUGAUUUGCUUAUGCAAAUGGAGGGCCAAAAGCUUCGAGAGCUUGAAUCGCUGGUAGAACGUCAUGCAGUUUCGAAUUUUGCACAUCGCGGACGCAUUCAAGCAAUGCUUCGGGUUAGAUCUAUGCAACGGGGCUGGGCAAUUCAAGAGCAGCAGCGUCAGCUAGCAAAAGGGUCUUCAAUUAUGCAUCGCAGGGAAAAAUUUAACUCAGUUGCUGAGAAUAGAGCCACAGCCCAAAGUGAUGCAAGUAGUUCAAAAAUCUGUAACUCAGAUAUAGCAGGCAACCCGAAACAUUUGAGUACUUCUUCCUCCUCCAAUCGGCUAGGCGAAAACAGUCAGAAUCAGGAAGUUGUCGCUGUUGGGGAACAAGUUACAACUAAAAUGGAGAACUUGGAACCGAAAACGAGCAAUCAGGAUAGGCAGAAAGUGUCUAGUCCAAGGAAAAAUGUUACGACUGCUGAAGUAACAAAAGCCUUGAAUGGUCAGAGCAGAAGUGAAAUAGCUAAAGAUCAAGGGGCUACUCACGGGCAAGAAGUCGAUGACAGGUGCCUUGACUCCCAAGAUACUUCAGAAAUAGCUGAAUCCUCGAAUUGUGGGGACGGGACUGAGCUAGAAGAAGAAGAGAUCUAUUAUCAGGGCCAGUCUGUAAAUCCCCACUCUGAUUGGAUAAGUGAAAUAUCGCGCCCUCGAAGUUAUUGGGAAGAUUGCAGAAAAGAAUGGUACCAAGAGAUGCUAAGUAGUAGCUCAGGCAAUAAUGAGAUACGCCAACUCAUUGAAAGAAGGAGAGUGUCCACUUAUCUUGCUAGUGACUUCCGAGAAACAAUGGAUCAAUUGGUGACUACUCGUGUCGAAAGACAGAUUGAACUAGAGGCUUAUGAAAAAGAAGAACAGGAGGAGUUGAGUCGCGAGCGAAUAAGUGAAUUGUUGUUGGCUCAUUUACAGAGGUGCAUGCAAUCAGCAGCUUCCCAAGAAGAGGAACAAGUAGUACGAGGAAAUGAAGUUGAACAAGUAGACGAAGAAGAGCAAGAAGAGGAGGAAGAAGAAAGUUCAAGAAGUCACGAGGAACGUGAAACAAGUGAUUAUUCUGAGCAGUCCUCCUCACAAACAAUGCAAAUUGCUUCUACCUCUGCAAGUUAUCAAGGCCAAGAAGUUGGUGAUGAAUCUGAAUCAACUCCUGAACCUUUACAAGCUCAGGCUUCUUAUCCAGAUAGUCAGCUGUCCUCUUCUUUGACAACAAGUCUUUCAUUAGAAAUGAAACUUAUAUAUGAAUUAAAAGGACAACUGGAACAACUCCGCCGUGAGAUGAAUGAGCUGAGAAGCUCUAUAAACAGUUGCAAGGGCACGCAAGUGAAACCGCAACAUUCCAAUCCACAGGAACUUCAUUCAGUACGAGGAAUGGGGAACAAUCCACCAGAUGGGGCACUAAAGAAACGUAGUUGUUGUAUUUGCUAUGAAAUGCAGGUGGACUCACUUCUUUACAGAUGUGGGCAUAUGUGCACCUGCCUGAAAUGCGCCCAUGAGUUGCAGUGGAGCAGUGGAAAGUGUCCCAUAUGCCGCGCUCCCAUAGAAGAUGUUGUGCGCGCAUAUAUGGAUUCAUAGAUGACCGUCAAGACCUCAUGAACGGCUGUCCUUUAAAAAACUUGAUGCGAGAAGCAGGAAUUGGACGUUACAUAUAUGGAAGUUCUUCUUCUUUGCUUUGUACAUAUAAAUAACAACAAAACCUUGACUCUAUACAUAGAUAUAAAUGACAACAGUCACUUCCAUAUAAAAAUGUUCCAAAAUUUUUUUCAUUUUGGAAGUGCUCUUUGCUUGAUAUGCUAUGAAAAAUUUAGUUUAUUUCUUAGGAUAUUCAUUUUUGUAUAAGGAUAAUAACAUCCGUAGCUAUGAAACUGUUACU
Messenger RNA from Mangifera indica (mango), 3439 nucleotides. RefSeq names its product transcriptional regulator ATRX. Lineage: Eukaryota; Viridiplantae; Streptophyta; Magnoliopsida; Sapindales; Anacardiaceae. The transcript has 7 exons. The record is from RefSeq and is a predicted model, not a curated record. The coding region runs from base 508 to 3141 and encodes 877 amino acids.